AGCGGACGCUCUAGACGCAUCAUCAUCAUGCAUCAUGGACCUGACGCAAGAGAUGGCAGGAUAGCCAAGCCUAGCCAAGCAUACGCGUGUGGCCUGUGGAUAUGUCGAGAGAUUGGAGAGUUGGAACGCAAAGCGCUGUCGACUGUCCAAAAGCUGGUUACACCCGUCAGCGUAUUUGAACUAUUUCUCCCCGUGCAGUCCUUGAUCCAGCCAUUCCAGGGGGUAGAUCGUCCACUGCCAGUAGAUCUACCCAGUAGAUGUGUGUUUGACGACGUGCGGUGUUUUCCGUCAAGUAGGUCUACGUGUAAUGCGGGUGGACAGUGUAGCCUACCGCGGAUGGACCGCUGAGGGAGCUCUCCGACUAGUUUUAGUUUAGCAUCGGACAGGAAAGCUACCACAAUCCACGCUAAACUUGUAUUAACCUACAACCCUGGUGCAGCGUGUGCCUGCCAACUACUGACAGGUUGUUGUAAUCACCUAAACGUCUUUGAGUGUGGGAACAAGGACGGACAUUAUCAGUGUCCGCUGUGCGCUCAUCGACAAGCAUUCUACGGAACUGGCUUUCCGAAUUCCUGGAGAGUCCGAGACCGCUGUAAGUAGGAGAGGGACAGCCAGUGACGAUAAGAAGGCUGGCCUGGGAGCUUGCAAGUCAGUGUAUUUGGACACCUCGAAACAUCUCUCCUGAAGAAAUUUCUGUGUUGGCAAAUAAUUCUGUGACAUUGUUUCUGAGGGAAAAUCUACCACAAAGAAGUGAAUCUCGUCUCUCAGCCUUGCGCCGUAAUUCGGCAUCGCAGCGCAAUGGACUGGACCCUGUUGCUGGGCGGUCGCCUGUCGCGCUCCACGUGCACGACAGUCCUGUUCACAGCGGUGGUAGUAGCAGCAUCCUUGCUUUGUGUCUCAGCGAAAGGACCCGUCCUGGAAUGGGCUAAGGAGCGAGAGGAAUGCACCGCCAGCCAGACUGAUGGUGUUGGGUCGGUGAGAGUAUGGUCUUUCAAGAAGAUGACGAAGAAUGCUGAGCAGUUCAGGGUGCUGAGGAAUGCAGAAUUGAACUUCUCAAAUAUCAUCUUCAGCGACGACAGCAUCAUUGUUGGAGCAAGUGACUUCAUUCUUCACAUUGACGUGAACUACCCGUUGUUUUUCCGAAUACGACAAGCUAUCCAUAUACCUCCUUCGCAGCACCAGCGACAAGUAUGCCUGAGGAAUGGUAUGAGUGAGACGGAGUGUCGCAAUCACAACCAAGUGUUGGGCUUCUCGCCUGUGAACAACACCCGCUAUCUGGAGUGUGGUACUGGUGCAGUCAAGCCCUACUGCAACUGGAGAAAAGUUAGCAAUGGUGACAUCAUCAACUACCCUACGCCAGCAGCAGAGAAGGUGUGCCCGUACUUGCCGCGUGUCAGCAGUGCCAUGCUCAUUGGCAACGACACCGUGUUUGCUGGAACGUUCAGUGUCCUGGAAGAGGCUAUGAUCACGAGAUCCUUCCCAUCACUAUCUACACUACAGGAUACACUGUGGCUAGAUGAUCCACAGUUUAUCGACUCAUUUGAACAUGGUGACUUUGUCUACAUGGUACUGCGUGAGGUUGCACAUGAAGUGACAUCAGAGUCCAAGGUGGUAUCACGUAUUGUACGCUUUUGCAAGAGAGAUCCAGGAGUUGGCGAAGUGUUCCGUUCAUUCCUCAAGCUGCGAAUGGUGUGCAGAAACGGUGACCCGGACACAUUCACGUUUGACCUUGUCACAAAGGUUGUUCUCGCCAUGGGUAGUAUCAACAAUCCUGACGAACGUGAGAUGCUACUGUAUGCAACAUUCCACCUUCCACCGGGAGCUCCCCAGGGAUCCGCAGUCUGCGCGUAUCCAUUGAGAGAUAUCGUGGAGAAGUUCAACACAUCACCGUUCAUCUACAACCAAGGAAACAACAUCUGGCUGGAGAGGGAAAGAGAGCCGGAUAUUGAGCAAUGCCGCAAGACAUCGAUGACACCCGACAGCCAGACAUACUUGUAUCUUAAGGAGCAGCUCAGUGGCAAUGCUAUCAUCAUGCUGGAAAGAAUUGGCCUAACCAGUCUGGCCAUUCUUGACGCCGAUCCCUAUGACGUGCUCUUCUUGGGCACAGAUUCUGGAGAGGUACUUAAGGCCACCCGUGUGCUCUCUACUGACAAGGCUGCUAAGUACCGGUAUCAGGCACCACGUUACCGCACAUUGGUCAUUGACCGAAUCAAAGUGGCCAAUUCCAGCGUUAACAAGCUUUUGACUUCAGCAAAGUUGACCCUGAUUGCGAUGACCAACGACGACUUUGUCCGUUUGCCCAUCGUAGGCUGCUAUUGGCACGCGACCUCGUGUUUCUCCUGUGUGCAGACCAGAGACCCGUACUGCGGUUGGUGUCCUGACCCUUUUCAUGACAGCGGCGGUACAUGCAUUCCAAGGCUAACCUGCAAUGCUCGCAAGUCUAACGGGUCGAUCGGGUACUUUCAGGACGUUGAACAUGGAAACACAGAUAUCUGCGGUCCAGUUGUUACCAUCAAAAACGAAAACAAAGAGUCGAUAUUUUUUGUCAACGUAAACGAAGAGAUCAACAUCACCCUGCACGUCCGACAUGCCAGCUCUGUCAUUUGGCGGAGAGGUGUACUGGACGAUCUACACACCCUGUCCAACAAGAGGCGCUUUACUCGCACCCACAAGCCGAGCGAGAAUAUAGCAACAUUGACGAUUUCACCAGCUGUUCUGAAAGAUAAGGGUCCGUACACAGUCGUGGCCAAGAACAACAUAUCUCAAGCCACGGAGACUAUCGAACUAGCUGUGGUCUCUAAGGCGCAGAUCAUCAGCCAUCCGAAGGACCUUCUCGUCGCUCCCGGCAGUCCGGCCAUGUUUGAGUGUCGCCUGAAGAAGCGCACCGGCACCGAUAGUAUAAUCUUGCACUGGCUGUACUGCCGCGACGUCGGCUCCAAGCCGUGUCGGCCGGACAGCAUGACCAGGGUGAACGCCGGCUCCAACAUCAUCAUCACCAACGCUAACUCGCUGGUCAUACUCAACGCUCAGUCGGCCAAUGUCGGCCAGUACCGCUGCGAGGUCAGAAAGGACAACACAAAUGUUCUCUCCGACAUUGCCAGACUGGAUAUUAAAAAGUAUCACAAAAUGGUGGAAGGCUCAAUGGAGAUUUUCGUGCCAAUGAUUCAGGAAGCUUGUAAUGCUUCUCUUAAGCUGCACUGCGCCAACACAGGCUGCAGCCCGGCUGACGACAGCAACAGCAGCAGCAGCAGCAGCGAGGCACGCAAGCGGCGCGUCUGGAAGUACAACAACCGUGAGAUGGAGAGCGAGAGCAGCAGCGUGCGCACGUCCCGAUCGCGGUGCCGCUCGGCCAUUCACCUCAGCACGCCCAUCAUGGCAGGAACGUACACAUGUCAACUGGAUGCGGCCACCACCACUACUUGUCAGACACAGGCACCACCGUCCAGCACCGCCGUCACCUCGUUCUAUGUUAUGCAUGAUGCAAGCCUUUCCGCGAGACAGCUGAGACUCGUAAUCCAUUGUGAGCCUCAAGAGGAAAGCUACCGCCACACCAUCUCAUGUCCUGCAAAGAAGACUGCCGACAAAGCAUCCAAGGCGAAAUGGGCAGAGGCCUUGCCACCACCACCGCCAAUGACACCCAACAGUACGGAGUCAACACCGACACAGGAUGAAGCGAGUCCUGCCGCGUCGGUGAUGAGCUCUGCGUACACCGUGACCAAGUCCGGUGACCUCCGCAUUACGCAGUGUGCUACAAUGCCAGACAGAACGGAACUCCUGUGCUGGAUGAACGAAGAGGAGAAGUACUCGAUCACACUGGAGACGACCAUGAUCGACUAGCGAUGCCGGUACUCAUUUUGACUUGUGACGAAAAAGAACUGGAAAUGAGACACCCAUGAAAUCUACAUCCUUUUAAUCAGAGAAAAUUUAAUUAUUCUUCUGCUCUAUAGCUCUAUAUAGUAAUGCAGGGCGCCGGGGAAUGAACAUGGUAUAUAGUAAUGCAGGGCGCCGGGGAAUGAACAUGGUAGGGUUUCACCUACUAGUGUGUACCCAGUCACUCAACUACACAUAGACCAUGGUGCAUUGGGGAAUAUGAACGGCUUAGGCGGCGGGGAUUUUGAUGAUGGCCCGGCCCCAUAGUUAUCGCCUACGAUCCUGCCCCCCCCCCCCCCCCUCCACUCCGGCUGUUCUUUGGCCAUGACUCUGUUCUCCGGCACCCGGCAGCACUGUGAUCCACCGCAAGCACACAAACUGUUCUAAUUAUUUUUUAUCUGAAACGACAUACAUGUACUGUAUAACUAUGCCUCGUGCACUGUGCAGUUAUUUGCUGCGUCAUCUGCCGCGUAGUGGAACAUUGACUAGGGCUGUCUGCAUGGCACCUCACUCUUUCUCUCUCUAGCAUGCCAGUCUUUUCUCGUGCAGCUUUAGUUGGUACAACAAUUGAUGGCUAUUUCUGCUUUAGGGAGUUUAGAUCAUCGGGAAAACAUGUCACAUGUGUAGUACUUCGUAAUAAUAAUCUAUGUUACCACUGUGCACUGUGCACUGUGUGGCAUGCAUUACACAUAACUAUUGCUACUUGUACUUGUAUAAUUAUCAAUACAAGGAGUACCGUGAUCAUGCUUACAAUCAUGUACAUGUA
Molecule: messenger RNA, 4636 nt
Organism: Sycon ciliatum
Lineage: Eukaryota; Metazoa; Porifera; Calcarea; Leucosolenida; Sycettidae
Exons: 24
Coding region: 799-3837 (1012 amino acids)
Biological process (GO): negative regulation of axon extension involved in axon guidance; neural crest cell migration; axon guidance
Molecular function (GO): chemorepellent activity; semaphorin receptor binding
Source: RefSeq, a predicted model, not a curated record